GCUGUGACAGAGGACUGCCACCGCAAUAUAUAGGGCUGUCAUGAUUCAGCUCCAGCCCAUGUAGCAACAGAUCUGUGGCUCGCAUUUUUCGCAGCUCCUCAAGAGGUGUCAUUUUCUGCCAGUCUACCUUCCAGCUGCCUCCGUUGUGAAUAUUUCGGGACUAUGGCCGGGAGAGCUGCCGCUGCCCUGCUUAUCACAGCAUCCGUCUUACAAAUAGCCCUGGGCCAAAACAUGACGGACACAAAAAUAGGGCUCCAUUGCUACAAAUGCGACUUCGAUCGACCCUGCUCAAUGGUGAGGGUGACCUGCAACGAAGGAGAGAGCUGCAGCACCAUCAGAGGGCAUUCAGAUUAUAAAGUCCACGAAUCCAUCUACGGGAAGGGCUGCGUCUCCGCGAGGAAGUGCAGCGGCUUGGACAGAAUCAGCUACUCCAACAACCCUUUCCGCGUCACCUACUCCUGCUGCAACACCGACUACUGCAAUGGCGACUUCUCUGGUGACUUCUCUGGGGCACCCCGCCUCCCCUUGGUCUGCGUGGCCACUGUCCUGACCAUGCUGCUUGCCUACCUCUUGUGAGACCCAGAACCUGCCUGCCCUGUAAGGAAACUGACCUGCUCCCCGCAGUGACCGGCUCCUCUUGCUCAUGUCUCCUUCCGUCUCCAAAACAGCCAAGGACCUCUUUGUUGUAAUGGACGCGGUGCUGUCAUUUCGUAUCUACAAUACCGCUCCCGGUUAAAUAUUUCUAGCUUCUGGCCUACAAAUUAGCCCACUAAACUGUCACAAACCAGCUCGUUUAUUAUCUCCAUACCAGAAUUGAUCUGUCAAGUUUCCUACAGAUGCAGGAAACAGCUACUCGUUUGCCUCACUUCUCUCUCCAGUGAUUGGCCGUGGCUCCACAGGGCUUCUGACAGCCGGUCCCUAUCCUAUUUAUUUUAUUUAUUGACAGAGAUCAAAACCGCUUCACGACCAAAAGUAAUUGAUAUCCGGAACACCUGCAGGUGUUUUCCUGCUGAGUUAUGGCCGCUCCCCUUAACAUUGACAUGACAGUGAGUUGGUUUGGUGCUGCCCCCUGGUGUGCGGUUCCUGAAGUGCUGCAAAUCACGCAAGUGUCCGUCCGUCCUUUUGUGCGAGCUGCAUUCGCCCAAACAAAAGAUUUGGGGAGAACUUCUUAGAACCUCACAAGGUGAUCAGAUUUCAUGAGAUAGCACAGUAGUUAAGGCUGCAAUCCCAGGCCUGCUUUCUUGAAAGCAAACCCCAUUCAAUUCAUAGGGACUUUCUUUCAAGUAAACAUGCGUAGGAUCAGGCUGAAAGAGCAUGAGCCACAGGCCGCAAAACUUUUUCUGGUUCAAAUGUGGCCUCAGCUAAGAACACAGAAUGUGGAACUCGGAAUAAUCAGGUCCCUAUUCUCUAGCACUCUCUGACUGGCACCAUCUCUAGGGGCCCCCACAAUUUUUUUUGCUGGGGGUGCCAGCUCCCCCCCCCCGCCAUCACGACUCCUGCCCGCUGCCUCUGUGGCUGCCUCUGCAUACCACCUGUCGUAAGGCGGUAGGUGGUUGUGCCGGGUGGAGGCCGGGUCCCCGGUCCAGUCACUGCCACAGCAACAGAACAUGUGCAUUGUGCUAUCAUGACAGCAUGGCAUCAUGACAGCCCAGUGCUCGUGUUUCGGCGUCACGCCACAAUGUCAUUAUGGCACUGUGGAGCGCAUGCCGACAUUGGGCAGCCACAAUGUGGGGCCCAAUGUCAGUGCCCCUGCUGAUUGGCAACAUGGAAAUGGUAAUAAUACUGACCUGCUUCACAGGGGAUGCUGCUCUUUGAACCUCUGGAAAUGGGAGGUUUAAAGAGCAGUCAGGGCUGUUUGCAAAAGGGCUUUCAAACAGCCUCACGCCGAGCUUUGACUGUUUGUGCCUGUUCCCAGCAGAAGAACAGGAAUGUCUAGACACCAAACCUAACCCCCAGUGGUUGGUCGAUGAGCAGGGACUAAAUCCUGCUCAGUUUGACUGCACCUACAAGUGCUCAGCUGUGAAACCGGUCCGUGCAGUCAACGCAGGAUCAAACCCUGUCCCAUCAGCUGGCAUCACCCCCUCAUUGGACGGGAAAGGUAGGCAUGGUUUAUUUAAAAUAGCCUCAUGGGCCAAAUCCCUCACCCUAACAGGCCAGGACUGGCACAUGAACUGGAGGUUACCCACCCCUGGUUUAAACACAGACUACUUCAUAGGGUUAGCUUAUAUCGCAGGCUCUCACCAGCACAACCGUGAAAGGGAGAUGUUUUUCCUUCCAAGAUUGCAAUCCUGCACAAGCUCUUAGACAUGUCCAGAGCUUUAAAGAAAGAAAAA
Lacerta agilis (Sand lizard) is the source of this 2333-nucleotide messenger RNA. Its product is annotated as sperm acrosome membrane-associated protein 4-like. The transcript has 3 exons. NCBI's taxonomy places the organism in Eukaryota, Metazoa, Chordata, Lepidosauria, Squamata, Lacertidae. Bases 163 to 576 code for a protein of 137 amino acids. The record is from RefSeq and is a predicted model, not a curated record.